This is a messenger RNA of Carassius gibelio (silver crucian carp), 1085 nucleotides long. RefSeq names its product retinol-binding protein 2. The record is from RefSeq and is a predicted model, not a curated record. Bases 130 to 537 code for a protein of 135 amino acids. Gene Ontology annotation, molecular function: fatty acid binding. Gene Ontology annotation, cellular component: cytosol; nucleus. The transcript is spliced from 4 exons. NCBI's taxonomy places the organism in Eukaryota, Metazoa, Chordata, Actinopteri, Cypriniformes, Cyprinidae. Gene Ontology annotation, biological process: fatty acid transport.
ACUUAUCAAAAGAACUCUGUUCCUACGGUUCAUUUGAUCGCUCACACCGCAAUAAAAGGCCGUGGCUCACCUCAUUCUACUCUUCUCUCUCACACACACACACUCACACACACGACCUCCAGCUUCACGAUGCCGGCUGAUUUCAAUGGAACGUGGGAGAUGGUCAGCAAUGACAACUUUGAGGAUGUCAUGAAGGCUCUGGACAUCGACUUUGCCACCCGGAAGAUCGCGGUGCAUCUCAAGCAGACUAAGGUCAUCGUGCAGAACGGAGACAAAUUUGAGACCAAAACACUCAGCACCUUCAGAAACUAUGAGGUCAAUUUCACCAUCGGGGAGGAGUUCGAGGAGCACACUAAAGCCCUGGACAACAGAGUUGUUAAGACCCUGGUGAAAUGGGAGGGUGAUAAACUGGUGUGUGUGCAAAAGGGAGAAAAGGAAAACCGUGGCUGGAGGCAAUGGAUUGAAGGAGACCUGCUUCACUUGGACAUCUACUGUCAGGACAAACUCUGCCAUCAAGUGUUCAAGAAGAAAAACUAAUACUCCAUAAAUAACUGGAUAUUCCCACCUGGGUUUGGUGUUAUGCUGUGUAUAUUUAUUAAAUCGAUUUUAAUGGACAGCUUCAACCAACUACACUCGUUUGGUGCUCCAUGUUUGAGAAUUUCAUUACAGCAAAUAAAGGUUUCUGAUCAUCUCAGUGUUAAUUAAUAAUUAAUAAUAACUCCUAUCAAAAGGUAUAUAAUGCAAUCUAAAGAAAGGUGUGUUUUAUUGAGACCAGUAUAUCAAAGUUCAUAUGAUUCAUAUCGUUGGAUAGGAUUUAUGAUUCAUAUUGUUUGAUAUAGCCCCUACAGCAAAUGCCUUAUAUUGAUGAUGUGUCACCUGAAAAAAGUCAAAUUAAGGAAAUAUAUUGUUUAUGCCUUGCUCAAUAACAUUAAAGUCAUGAAUAUAUAAUGCUGUUCAGCAGUUUGGGAUAAGUAAGAUCUAUAAUGUGUUUUACAGAAGUCUCUUCUGCUCCUCAUGGCUGCAUUUAUUUGAACAAAAAUACAGAAAACAGUAAUAUUGUAAAAUAUUAUUACCAUUUAAAAUAA